GCAGAAGUAUCUUAAAAACACUUUCCUCAUUACUUACAUUCUAUUUUCCUUUUUAAAAAGCCUCGGAAUAUUUUUCUCUGUGUAGCGAAGAACAAAGACGGUCUGUGUAUCCCAUCGCAGAACCAGUCCCUGACCACACCUCGCCUAUUAGUGCUUCAGUCAUCUGGCGUAUAUAUAUAUAUAGCCUCCCUGUGCCUGCCUCUUCAGAUUAACAGGAGGAUUCAGCCACGUCCAGAAGGCAUUCGUUCAAGACAAGCAUCGGAAACAGGCAGGAGAGGAACUUCAAACCUCAUUGUCCCAAUAAGAUCUGGCUGUUCCCAUGCAGUUUUCCUCACCGACUUGGAAAGCCAGAAUGAUGCAGGAAUCAUUCACUCUUCACUUUCUGAAAGUGCUGAAGGAACUCCUGGCUUUUGUGCUGUUCAGUUACACUGUCUUGUUUGGAGCGCUGCUGUUGGCUGGAUGGACCACUUACUUUCUGGUGCUGAAGUGACCGCUCACUCCGUUUUCACCUGCAGUUCAUUGAGUCUGGAUACCUCAGCCGGACAAAAUGCCCCUUUCUAUCCCAGAGUUUUUCCAGUCUUAAUUUUGUUUUGUGAUAAAUUACUUGCUUUUUAGAGAAAUGGCUUGGUUUUGAUCUAAUGUUUCCUUUUUAAAACAUAUUUCUCAAGCAUCAGCAUCUCAGUUACUGGUGCACUUAACCUCUCAAAUCCAUUUUUCUCUUAUAAUCCCAUGGGAAUAUCAAUAUAAAAGCUGGAUGUGGCUGAGCAAGUUGUAACAUGCCUUUUUUUUCCCCUGAUACUGCUAAACACUUCAAAGUCAACGUUUUUCCUCAUUUUGAUUGUACUCUGAAAUCAAGUCCUGCUCUUCACUUUUUAAUUACUUUCCCUUUUUUUUAAAUGAGGUUGUUAUAUUUCCAGUUUCAGACAGCAGCUGGAGGGAGGAAAGCCCUGUUUGGCAGCUCCCUCUUUCAAAAAGCAGCUCAAUAAAAUUACCUGCAGGUC
Candoia aspera is the source of this 1001-nucleotide messenger RNA. RefSeq lists its product as uncharacterized. Lineage: Eukaryota; Metazoa; Chordata; Lepidosauria; Squamata; Candoiidae. The transcript has 2 exons. The record is from RefSeq and is a predicted model, not a curated record. The coding region runs from base 320 to 490 and encodes 56 amino acids.